Caenorhabditis elegans is the source of this 1791-nucleotide messenger RNA. The record is from the annotation of a RefSeq genome assembly. Lineage: Eukaryota; Metazoa; Nematoda; Chromadorea; Rhabditida; Rhabditidae.
AUGCAAACCGACAUUCCCAACAUACUCGAAAUCCCAAUUGAUGAUCACGUGCUUAUUGACAAAAUCUUCAAAAAUCGCACAAUUGUCAGCAAGAUUGUAAAAAAUGUGUCUAAUCAAUUAAAUACUCUGUUGGAGUUGAGACUGAUAAAUAAAUUGUUCAGCGAAGAAGUUUUGCACAAAAUUCGAAAUGAGCAUCGAAAAAUACAAAUUCACAGUUUCAAGACUUGUAAAAAUUGAAGAAAAAGAUCAAUAUUCAUUAACAAUCAAGUAGAUCCUGAACUUCCGCUAAAACAGCCUCGUCGAUGCACUUGCUCGUUUCUUAUAAAUGCACUGGAGAUAAACAAGAACAAGGUGAAACACUUAUUCGUAUUUUUAAAAAAUACGGUAAAUGUGAAAGUCUACAAGCUUUAUGUCGAACCGAUUAAGAAAAACGAAAUUUCGUGCGGAGUGGAUGCUCGAAUUAUACUCAAUGAUCUCAUACACGAUUGCUUGAUUGGAGUAGAUUAUGGACUCGUUGAAGAAUAUAAAAAUGAUUUUUGCUGUGGUUGUCAAAUAUGUCGAGACAUUCAUAGAAAUAAAAACUGUAUAGUUCAUAGUAUUCAACUUCAAUAUUUUGGUGGAAAUUCGAUACCGCAGCAGUUUUUGAAUUUGAUGUUGGAAAAUUUUGGAGUUGAUGAGCAUGAUCGAUUUAUGGACAGAUUAAACGAACUAUUCGGGAAAUUCGCAUAUCUUCGAUUGAGCAAUUUUGGAAUUGAUGAGUUGCGAAUAUCGGGAGAAGAGCUAUUUGGAGAAUUAAAAAUAAUAGAAAUCAUAAAUCAAAUCAGGAUAUCUCCACAUCAUUACAAAGCGCUGGAAAUGAAAGACUGGUUGUUUUAUCGGACCAUAUACGAAAAGCAACUAGGGCGGUACGUAGUUGGUGCUCGAGCAAAUUAUUUCCUCAAUUCAUUGGUAACAUGCCACACAUUCACCGUUUUAAUACUGGGAAAAGAGUUCCUUUCAAUCCCAAGAGACUUUUUAUACCAGCUUAUUUCAAAGUGGAAUGUUAAGGAUUUCAGACUGGAGUUCCGGUUCGAAGCUUACAGUGGUCAUUUUAAUACUAUGUUUAGUUCAAAUAUGGAUUUCAUUUUGGAAACGUCUAAAGACUUUUCAAAUGCCGUAUUCAAUGUACCAUUCAACACCCAACCCGUUUCGAGGGUUCUUCUGGAAAAAGUGGAGAUCGAUUUACAAUACUCUGAGGAUAUGUUACUCGAAAUGAACGAACAACUGGAAAACGACUAUUAUUCACCAAUGGACAAUGUGAUUGCAAAUGUUCAACGAAACUUCCCAGCCAAGAGUAUGACUGUUCUACUUCCUAAAACGUAUCUCCUCAUUACUCCGGACAAUAUGGACAGAGUCACAGCAAAGCUAAUCCGAUUGACUGAACAAAACAGCCAGAGAAAUGGAAGUGUCACAUUCAACUUAUACUAUCAGCAUGACAAAGGAGAAAAACAUAUUCCAGAGGAUAUCCCAGACAUUUUCAAUUCAAGAGCACGUCUUGUAGGUGAAAAACCAGUAGAUUGUUGGUAUCUCGAUGAUAUUUUAAAUAUCCCCAAAGAAAAUUUCAAGGAUGGAUUUGGAGAAGUGACUGUCUGGUAUGGAAAAAGCUUUCAAAUAAGAAAUUCCACAGAAAAUCGAAGAAUGAAUUUUAAUAUAUUCUAUACCAAAAGCUAUCUGAAAAAGUUCUUCAAUGAGAGACAUAGUAGAUGGGUGAAAACUGGAUUUUUAUUGCAUUUCAUGGAUCUUAUUAAUUGA